Molecule: messenger RNA, 1683 nt
Organism: Corythoichthys intestinalis (scribbled pipefish)
Lineage: Eukaryota; Metazoa; Chordata; Actinopteri; Syngnathiformes; Syngnathidae
Gene: gghl
Product: gamma-glutamyl hydrolase
Exons: 9
Coding region: 45-1004 (319 amino acids)
Biological process (GO): tetrahydrofolylpolyglutamate metabolic process
Cellular component (GO): vacuole
Molecular function (GO): gamma-glutamyl-peptidase activity
Source: RefSeq, a predicted model, not a curated record
UUUGCUAAAGGGAUUGAUUCAUCUGUGACAAGUCUGGCUUCAAAAUGCGAUUGUCAAUUUUUGUAUGUGUCCUUUUUGUUUGUGGAUCUUUGAGUUUCCACCAGUCCAAGCUGAUUUGGAGCAAGCAGUACACUGGAAAUGAUAGACCUGUGAUUGGUAUUUUGACUCAGAUUGUUUCAGACGAAGUAAUGAAACAGUAUGGGAGCACAUACAUUCCUGCCUCCUAUGUUAAGUACAUCGAGUCUGCAGGCUGCAGAGUGAUGCCUAUCAAACUGACUCUUACAACUGCUGAGUACAAAAACAUCUUUAGUAGGAUAAAUGGUCUCCUUCUCAUCGGCGGAGCUUCCAAUCUGGAGACAUCUGAUUUUGCUAGGGUGGCAAAGAUUUUUUAUCAGCUUGCUGUUGAGGCCAAUGAUGCAGGGGAUUACUUCCCAGUGUGGGGUACGUGCUUGGGAAUGCAACUUCUCACUGUCCUGGUUUCUGGUCACAAUCUGCUGGAAAACGUCACUGCUGAGAAUGUGGCUCUAUCCCUCAACUUCACUCGAGCGGCCUUCUCCAGUCGCAUGUUUGCUGCCUUCCCCAAGGAGUUGAUGAAGGCUUUGCAAGAAGAACCUCUCACUGGCCAUUUUCAUCACUAUGGAAUCACAGUGAAAGCCUUCAUGCAAAAUAAAGAGCUGAUGGAUUUCUUCUCUGUCAUCUCAACAAAUGUUGGUCAAAAUGGGGCCCACUUUGUCUCAACCAUUGAAGGCAAAAAAUACCCCUUCUAUGGAGUGCAGUGGCACCCAGAAGUGAACCGUUUUCAGUGGGACAGCAAAUUGAGCUUUCCCCAUUCGUCUCAUGCUGUCCAGCUGUCGUCACUCCUGGCCCAGUUUUUUGUCAAUGAAGGGAGGAGAAGUUUGCAUAACUUUGAUGACCCUGAAAAGGAGGCCUUGGCACUGAUUUACAACUACAUGCCUAUAUUUGCGGGAAACUUCAGUGGUUAUGAGCAGAUCUAUUUCUUCUGAAAAGCUGUCCUCAAAAAGGUCACUUCCCGAGGCAAACGAGUCACGCACCACCACAUACCCUCAAACUAGUAGUUGUUUCUUGAUCAAGCAACCCCGUAUAUGCAUCUUUUGCCAUGUACGUCUUGUUGUAUUUAACACUCAUUCAUAUUAUACAGUAUAUCAUGCUAAUCACUCAAAUCAUGAACAGGGAAUCUCAGAUAGUUCUACUAGGGCGGUACUAAAAAUAAAAACAUAUAUUAUUAAAUGAAUUAAUUGUGUAUCCUCAAUUCAACUCAUUUUUGUUUAUAUAGCUGGAAGAACCACAGUUCCAACAAAAUGCUUUUCAGAAAUGCGGAGCAUUAGAAUUUAUGACAUGAUGUCAUGAUAUUAAGGUGUGUUUAUUUAGGGGUCCUCAAGUCCCCGGUAUCUGUGCACUAACUGCUGAGAUGCUAAAUUUGGUGGGGAUAGCAUCAUCGAGUGGUUCACCCACACAUAUUCAAUCAAGUGUGCGAGUCAGAGAACCUUCCCAGCGGACCAGAUGGGUCAUCCUACCCUUCUGGAAACGCAAGGGUGACAGGUUAGUCAGUGGCAACCAUAGAAGCAUCACUCUCCUUUCCAUCCUUACCAAGCUCUUUCCCAAGAUCUUGCUCAGUCAAGCUCUCCCAGCCAUCAGCAACAACAACCUCUCGCACUUAUAAAC